This is a messenger RNA of Acaulospora colombiana, 528 nucleotides long. NCBI's taxonomy places the organism in Eukaryota, Fungi, Glomeromycota, Glomeromycetes, Diversisporales, Acaulosporaceae. The record is from the annotation of a GenBank genome assembly.
UCGCGGAUUCUGGGCAUAAUCCCCGCCGAACCUCCGUCAAUGACUCACCGGGGCCGCGUCGCGCACACAUCAUUCGCAUUGAGCGUUCUCUAUCUCCAAAUGCAAGAACAAUCCACUGUGGUACAAAUCGAGCCAGAUAGUUCAAUGAAUUUGACAGGAAGCUCGAAAGAAGGGCAACAAGUCGAUACAGUCGUCGAAUUCUCAUUCGAUACGGGCCCGAGUGAUUUGAUCGAAACUCAAGCUGACGACUCGAUGGAACCUUGUCUAUCUUAUGCAAUGAGCGGGGACUACGGAAGGGAAGGUUUCCUCUUUUUAACCCCAGAAAACUCUCUCCUUCUGUCCCAGAACGCUCUAUGGGAUCACCUUUCUACGCAACUCAGAGCCUUGGGAGUCGGCCCUCAAAUUAUCAAGAGCUUUGUCGACUGUCAUUCCGAAAACCUUCAACUAUUCGACUAUAUUGUGUAUAGAUUCAUCUCUCAGGAGGAGUCGGCCAAGAUGGUCAAAUUGUCCGUUGGCCUAGCAGACUGU